Polypterus senegalus (gray bichir) is the source of this 6132-nucleotide messenger RNA. RefSeq lists its product as uncharacterized. The coding region runs from base 503 to 4105 and encodes 1200 amino acids. Gene Ontology annotation, biological process: positive regulation of Rho protein signal transduction. The transcript is spliced from 9 exons. The record is from RefSeq and is a predicted model, not a curated record. NCBI's taxonomy places the organism in Eukaryota, Metazoa, Chordata, Cladistia, Polypteriformes, Polypteridae. Gene Ontology annotation, molecular function: guanyl-nucleotide exchange factor activity.
CUGGCUGCCAGGCAGUUUGUGGCGGGGGGGGGGUCGCAGCACAACAAAGGCAGGCAUCGGCCAGGAUGAUGAGGAUGACGACGACGACGAGGAGGACGAAGUGGAGGUGGAGGUGCACUUAGCGUGUGUCCUGUCAGAAGGCGCCUCCGGGCCACUCGCGCACUCCUUUCGUCUCUGGACACUUGCGGAGCGGUCUGGCGAAAGCGGGGUGCUUUGGAUACACAGUUCCCACCUGCCUUGUCCCGCGGAGCGGAGCAGAGGGCGACCACUCCACUAACCAGUAAUACACUUCAUGCAAGGAGGACAAACUGCUCAGCUUCACAGACUGCUCAGGGAAAGCCUGCCAGCGUCUGCAAAGUUUCCCUGAAGCACUUCAGAUAGCGGAUGCCUGGACCCCAGGAGGAAAUCCUCGUCAGUGUUGCAAAAUAGCCUUUGACAAAAUGGGGUUAUUCACCCACGCCACUGUUUUGCCAGUUUGGAGUCAGGGUCUCAUGCAGCCUCAAUGCCAGAUGUGAAAGCUGCGCCAUGUGACCACUCGGCAGCGGGGCCUCCUGCCAGCUGCAGUAUUGAACGAUGCCUGAGCGACCGGCCUGCGUCUGUUUCCGCCAUCGGACCUCCUUUGCCAGUCUUCUCCACCUGUACCAGCAUGACUUGCGCUAGCCUGGGUGAUGGGCUGGAAGCGGGCAGUGGUGAGCCCAGCUGCCACCAUGGCUCCUUGCUGACCAGUUUUGGUCUGAGGUACUGCUCCACCAGCAGCAUGUAUACAGGGAGUUACGCGGCUCCUCCGGCCCAGAAUGAGGACGGCUCUUUCACGCCAACCCCAGACGUGUGUGGCAGCAGUAGGAUGUAUCGGAGUAUGGAGAACCUUCACUGGCCUCCUUUACACGACUCCAGGUUGUACUCUUUCAGUCCGCCAUACAAAAGCAUGGAAAGUGAAUUUAUUUUUCACUGCACGGCGACCAGUCACUGGUACAGUCCUCCGACAGAGGCCUCUCCAGUGGAGGGUUUUAUGUCUGCCUCUGAGGGGAUGCCGUUCUACCCCUGGAGACUUCCAGUGAAGAGAGAGCUGCCAGUGUUUGCCAGAGUACCACAGUGGCUCUUUCCCUCCGUCAACGAGAAGUUCAUGAAUGGUAACGCCAAAAAAGAGCUGAAGGAGAAGUUAAAACUUCAGGGCUCCAGGGUGGCCGAGCCAAAUAAACCCCUGCGGCCUCAGGCUUUGGUAAGCGGUCUGGCUUCUUCAAAGGAUCGCUGUGAACACGGGCCUACCGGGAGCGGCUGCUCUCUCCGUUGCAGUGAUGCCCACCAGGCGCCACAUGGUUCUGAACAGUCCAUGGCGCCAUUCAGCCGGAUGAGGGCCUCGAUUAUGCACAGAAUAACGAGCCCUGAGGAAAUCAAGCAGGAAGUGAUGAGGAGGCUGCAGCUCAGGCGUCAGUCCAGCACCCCCAAUCUCCAUCAGCCCUCUCUGGAGGACUUGAACGAGGUCCCGAAAUCUCAGACGUCUGAAUCGUUUGUGCGAGAGAGGAACAAAUUUCAGAGCAAAGCAUCGGAGGGGACCACCGACAAAAAGCGCCAGUCAAAGGGCAAACUGCAUAUCCCGUCCUUUGAGGAAUUCAAAAGAAUGAGAAAGAGAGAGAGCUGGCCGAUGGCACCUGCUGAGGACGAGACUCCGUCACGGGGCUCUACAGCCAAGGACAGCGACCUGCUAAAGGAGGACGGAGGGGCGACGACAAAAGACACGCCAGGCGUUGAGUGUGAACACCGAGGGUCUCAGACUCCGCCGAGUCCAGAGGAGGUCAGUGCGGUGGCUCCUGACAGCAGCAAUUCAGAUUUGGGCCAUUGCUUUGUGGACACUAGUAGCCUGGCACCACAUUUAUGCACCCCAAUAUGCACAAGUCCGGUCCCCAGGUCACCCCUGCAGACUCUCGUCAUACCCCAGGCAGGGGACACGGCUCAGAGCCUGAACACAACCCCAAAGAAGUGUGGCACCAGCUUGGCUGUCCCCGAUCAGCCCCACCUCACUGAGGCACAGUUGUCUUGCUGCUCGUCUUUGUUGAUGGAAGCGACGGACCUUUCAAGCUACGGCGCGAAAAUCUCGCGAAUGAAAGACGGAUUUAUUGACUCGGCCCUGGAUCUGAUUAAGAAAAGCUGCAGUGCAGAAAUUGCUGCUGUGUCCCCCGUCACAGUCUCACGUGACAUUGACAAAGCUGACAUCACCGCUCAAGAGGAAAGCAAUCAAUCCACUGCGGUUUCCAUGACAAUGCCGGCCUGCAGCACCGCGACUGAGACCAAAUCUCCGGGAGCUCAACCUGCCGUCUAUCCCCACUCAGGUUGCAGGCGGUCGAGCUCAGAUGCUGCCUACGACACGAGUGAGUCGAUGAAGGCGCAGAGGGAAUGUCGACUGAGGCCCCAUUUCAGUGAUCCCAUGCCAGCCGAUGCCAGCAAGAGGAAGCAGCUGGAGAUGAAAAUUGCGGCCGCGGCCCGUCUACACAGCCAGAGGCAACACCAUGACAAGGAGGCAGGCCCAACGAUCGCCAAGUCCAAGAGCCUCCAGCGCGGUGGUUCCGAGCCAAAGCCAGGAAAAAGCACAGGCACUUCAGGCUGCCCGCAGAAAGCGAAGCAACGCUGGAGCAAUUUAAGCUGCCUCAGCACUGACAGCGGUGUCGUGGGGAUGACCAACGAGAAGGACGAGGACGAAGAGUCGCAGAUUUUCCAGGAAGGGAGAUCAGCAGAUGUGGACCGUGUGGACAGUGGAAUUGGUCCAGCAAUCGCAAAAAACUGGAGGAACAAAGCCGUGGACGCCGUCGCUUCCAUCAAGGACUGGGACUCGCGAAGGCCGUGUUCAGACUGCGGGGCGCAGGAUAUGCAGUGUGAGCCACGGCUGGGUAGGAGGGACCACUUGUGUGAAAAGUGUGCAAAGCUGAGGACUGAGCGCAAGGAAGCCAUCUUAGAGUUCCUUAAUACUGAGUCGAGCUACGGGGAGGACCUGAGGAUCAUAAGAGAGGAGUUUUACUUACCAAUGCAGACCGCCGGACUCCUGACGUCUGACCAGCUCUCCGUGGUGUUCAGCAACGUGCAGGAGCUCAUAGAGGUGAAUGAGAAGUUCACAGAGGUUCUUCAGGAUGCCAUCGAUCGAGCCUUUGAUCAGGGGGACGAAGACCUUCUGACGGUGUGCAUCGGUGAAAUCUUUCUGGGGUUUGUUAACAUGCUUCCCGCAUUUCAGACGUACUGCCUUCAACAGUCUGCCUCCAUCAACAUGCUGAACACUCUGGAGAAGGAGAAAGAGCUGUUAAGAAUAUUUCUGGACGUCUCCCAGAAUGACAACACGGCUCUGCGGCGUAUGAACCUGAGGUCUUUCCUGAUGGCCCCUCUACAGAGAGUGACCAAGUACCCUCUGCUGCUGAGCAGGAUCAGUAACGCCACCUCGGAGUACCACCCAGAACACAGCAGUCUAAGGGAGGCAAAGAGCCGCGUCGAGUCCCACUUGGAGCACAUCAACAUGAAGACCAAACAAGAAGGCAACUCGUGGUCACUGCGCUCUUUUCGCCGGGACAGUCGCAAGAAUCGGGAGGUGAUCAAUAUUGAGAUGAGGGAAAUCUCCAUGAAGACUGUAGGCUGGCCUCGGGAGAACACCCGCUUUGUCAUGGAAGGCCUGCUGCAGUUGUCUCAGCCUGCUGACGGCCAGUGGGUGAAAAAGGGGAGCAAAGCCUUAAAAUUCCAAAACAUGCAUGUCCUACUGAUGGUCAACAUGAAAAGGACUUUUGAGGUGAGCCUCGAUGGGGCCGCCCUGGAGAACUUGGUCCAGCAAGAACUGGUGAGGGACGCCGUGCUGGUCCUCUUUAAGGACAAAAGCAACGGAAAGUUUGCGGUUCUCCGGGAACCCAUCCACCUGAGUAACUGUGUGGUUUCGGCUGAUCCGGACUGUGACGACACGUUCGAGUUGUUGGAUAUCAGGCGGGAGGCCUUUGUCUUUCGCGCCGCAGAGAAAUCUCGGACUAACCAGUGGUUUCGACAAGUUAAGAGAUACUCCCGAGAGCUGGGCUCAUGGAAGAAACGGCGCAACGCUCUGCCCAACAUUAUGAUCAGCACAACUCAGAGUCGGUCUUAGGUGCAGGCCAUCAAAGCUUUUCUACUCUUCUGUGCGACUCGGACCCGCUUUGAUGUUUAGCACAUGUGCAGAUUGAGCGGCAGCCAUCUUUGCACUGGAAGCCCACAGCUGGGAAUGUUCAGGUGGCGUAAGUGAAUCAGGAUGAAGAAAAACAGUAAGAACCAGCUGAUAAACCACCUCAUGUUCUGUGUGGCCGGGCUGUCGGAAGUGACGGAUCGGCGGAAGUUUUCUCUUUGGUUCAGAACUAACAAUCACUGAUCUCACUCACAUAACUGGCCAUUAUGCAGAUACACACUGUGGUAGCCUUCACACUGUUAACUCGGUGAAAACCGCAAUCCCAUCAUGCAUCACGACACAUUCCCUGGAUACAUCCCGUGAAUGUCUCUGGUGGCAUUUAUCACUGUGUGUGCGAGAGCAACAUCCAAAAACAAAGCAAUAAAAUGAAGAGUGUGUCGUGCGCAAGCCGUUGCAGCCCAGACAGUGUUGCGUGUGACGUGCAGGUUGUGUUUCUUUUCUUUUUUUUUUCCUUUCUUCUUUGCGCCGCCUUUUCCUUUAUUUUGCAGUAGUAAACGAGGCGCGUUUCAUAAGAGCGACAGGCGCACGCCAGCACGUCACGUCAGUAUUUCUCCACUCUGGCAGAGGGGUUCUGUGGUAAACGACGGUUAGCCAAUUCCUUCCUUUCACCGAACUCCAUCUUUAAUUAGCUGCCUUGUUUGCAGUGAUUCACUUUUGUCAGAAAAUUUACCAAAGAUUUUUUUGUCAUAGCUUUUAUGAACAUUUAUGUUUCACGUUAAUCCUUAUCCGUAUUAGCCGUCUCCCUUCGUUAUCAUUCCUAUAAUCACAUGAGCAGAUAUCAAGGUAGCACGUAAAAGAAAUCCACAGACCAAAAUCGAUUUGUUUUAUAAAACGUGUAAAGCUGAAACCUUCGGGAGGAGGCGGGUGGGGAUAGGCAGGGGAGUCUAAAUUUGUUAGGAGAUGCUAAAUAUAAAAAGCUUGUGAUUAGCAAUACAAAAGCAUCCACAUGCACAAAUAGCCGACGGGACUGGACUCCAUUACAUGUCAUCCUCGCCCUCUUUCAGUUUUCCACGGUAUCUGAGGCCCACCACCUUUUGACAGUCAUUGCUGCUUUUGGGACCUUUCAAAUCUCAGCUCAAUGUUAUUUUUGAGAAACUGACGUAAUAGGAUUGGCAAGCUUAUUGGCCUGGAUGGCCUGCUCCCGUUCAAAUAUUUAAAGGUUGUAUGUGGGCUGCCGCCCUGUCAUCUCUUGAACGGACUUUAGCCUCUCACUCAUGUUCUGCGUGCUCUUGGCUCCCGUCAGUGAGGUACUCGAGGAGCUGUACCGCUGAACGAUGGCAGAGGAUAAAAAAGUGAUGACGAUGAACAAUAACGCUGGUGUUCAAAUUUGAAGUCAAAGUAAACUUAGCCAGAAACUGAGCAAUCAAAGAAACUGCCACUGAAGCCGUAUCUGGACGAGAAUGAAGUCCGUGCUAGAAGUACACCUUAUGACGACUGGUGGUGAAUGUAUGUGUGUGUACCAACAGCUCAGACCACAUCAGCAACCCUCAUUUAUAACAAUAUGUCUGUCUGUACAAAUCCCCCCAUUUCUAAAUAAACUGUACAUACGAGUGCGCAUUUGGACCUUAGAGGGGAUACCCAUCUCCCCCCUCCCUGUUAUUCAGACCACACAACCUUUCUCCCACUUCAGGCACUGGAUAAAGUAUUUAUUACCAGUAAUUACCUCUGGACUUUCUGUCGCUUCCGAAUUGAUUAAAGAGUUUGAUUCGCACAGUUUUAGUUUAACUUGGGUUUAUUUUUUUUUUUUUUUACAGACUUUUUAUAGAAGGUAAAAUCUUGUUAAUUUUUACGAAGAUGUGAACACACAAUCUGUAAAAAGUCACCAACCUAACAAUUCGGACAGGACUAACCUCUUCCUCCUUUUCCUCCUCCUCUUGUAAUAGUAAGCCUUACCGCUCUCAAGAUAUCCGUAAUCUUGGACAACUUGUGUUCUGAAGUGCUGGCUUAAAUAC